Molecule: messenger RNA, 8364 nt
Organism: Dermacentor andersoni
Lineage: Eukaryota; Metazoa; Arthropoda; Arachnida; Ixodida; Ixodidae
Source: RefSeq, a predicted model, not a curated record
AUGCUGAAAGAGAAGGACAAAAUUUACAAGAGUGCCGCCAUGGACUCCACGACAAGGAAGCGCCUACAGAAAGCCACAUAUGCAGACGUUGAAGACUCGCUUCUAAAGUGGUUCCUUGAUGCUCGAGCACGCAAUUUUCCCAUCAGGGGGCCACUGAUGUUGUUCAAAGCAAAGGACUUAGCGUUCCUCCUGGACUUCCAAGAUUUUUCCCCUGGCAAUGGCUGGCUCCAUCGCUUCAAGCUCAGCCACAGAAUUAUUUUCAAGUCCAUCAACGGCGAAUCAGCAUCGUGGAUGCUGAUUGCAGUUCAUCGCCCCCCUGCCAAAGUGCCUCUGCAGGUCUCGCUAUACACGGCGGUCGAAAUGAUCAAAGUGGCGUGGAUGGAAGUGACACCCGAAUGCAUCCGGAAUUGUUUUCGCAAGGCCAGCUUCGCCGACACACCUGAAGAAGGCAUUGAAGACACUCAACAAAGCCAGCCUGAUGACGACUUGUGGCGACACGUUGUUGACGCUAACCUGGCUGGCUGUGAUCUUGAUUGGCAAGAUUUUGUUGAUGUAGACGACGCUGCUGAAGUUGCGGAGUCGUUUUGCGACGAGAACGCCAUCCGGGAAGUGCGGGCAUCAAGCGAUGCCGAAGCAUUGGACGACGACAGCGAUCCAUCGGAGCCAGCACCCAUAAGCACGACCACAGCAGUGAGCCAUAUUGAGGCACUUAGAAAUCUUGUGUAUUUUAAGGCCUUGGAUGACGAACACAUUGCAGCUUUGAACAAGCUUGAAACCGCCGUCAUUGGAUCCUCGCGUGCCUCUCUCCAGUCUCUCUUCUACCCCUUUGAAGCAAUAAUUGACAGUGCUGAAACCAGUCAGAACAAUGGACUUGUGUUUCGGAAGUGUGGAAGGGAGAUAGGAGAAUCAAGUUAUUCAUCCUCCCCAACAACUACCGAGGAUGACAAGUCGCAGCAGAAAUGCCUCUACCGCUGUGACUUCUGCAACUAUGAAACUGGAAGGUUAUCAUAUCUGAAAACACACAUCGCUGUCCACACAAGCGAGCGUCCAUUUAAAUGCCAUUUUUGUCCUCAGAGCUGCUUCGGAAAGGCCAAUCUCAAGGACCACCUACGCAUCCACACAGGCGAGAAGCCAUUUCAGUGCCCUUCAUGCCCUCUGAGGUUCUCUCAAAAGGGCACUCUAAAAAGGCACAUGCUCAUACACACAGGUGAGCGGCCAUAUCAGUGCCCCUUGUGCCCUCGGAGCUUCUCGCAGAGAUCCAACUUGAAGAGUCAUUUGCGCAUUCACUCAGGCAAGCGGCCAUAUUGCUGCCCCACAUGCCCUCAGACUUUUGUGAAAAGCUGCAACCUCCAGAGACACUUGCGCCUCCACAUUUGUAGUGAGCUCAUCGCCAAGUUGAAGAGCCUUGAUGAUAUGACGGAGCCUUGUGGUGUCCUUUCAGAUGGCUAUGUGACUUCUUCCACGCGAAGAUUUCCUAGUCUCACGGUUGUGGACCUGUCGAGGAAUGAGAAGAUGUCUUUUGUAUUCAUCUCACAUUUUGAUUGCCUGUUGGAUCUAACGCAUUUUGGUUUCCAUUGUGCAGGAUCAAAGCAUUCAUCAUGUCCGACAACUAUCAAGGAUGAAAAGUUGCAGCAAGGACACCUCCACCACUAUGCUUGCAAUGACUAUGAAGCUGAAAACCCAUCUGACCCAACAACGCGCGUCACAGUCCACACAGGCGAGCGGUCAUUUAAAUGCCAUUUCUGCCCCAAGAGCUUCUCACAAAAGGGCACUCUUAACAGACACCUGCGUGUGCACACAGGCGAGCGGCCGUUUAAAUGUCAUUUGUGCCCUCAGAGAUUCUCACAGAAAUCCAUUCUGAAUGAUCAUUUGUGUGUCCACUCAGGCGAGCGGCCAUAUCAUUGCCCUUCGUGCGCUCAGACUUUUGUGCAUAGGAGCCAUCUGAGGUAUCACCUACCUAUCCACUCAGGCGAGCGACCAUACCGCUGCACCAUCUGCUCCAAGUCCUUUCUCCGGGCUAUUCAUUUGAAGAUACACAUGAAAAGAAAGUGCCAUGACUGCGCUGAGUAGGUCGCCAGACUUGCAGGUGCACAUCAUAUAUUAGGCAGAGUCUUAAAUAUUCCUUUGGUAUGUCUUCAUGUGCAGGCAUAACAAAUUGAGAAGUGAUCAUCCCUCAACUAUGCCUUCAAAAUGCUGCUGUUUGUAGUGAGAUAGUCGGGAUAAAUCCUGAAUGUUAGGCCAAUCUUCGUAACUUGUUAGUCUCCUCCAAAUGUACUGUUUGCUAAAUUGACAUUCCUGUAAGGUAAAUGCCCCCUCACCAGGUAUGGGCAUUGCCAACAGACAAGCAUAGUACAUUGGUUGCGGAAUGACAAUUAUUUAGCAAACUAUGAAAUCAUUCGAUGGCACGAAAAUGGCUCAGAUUUUAAAUGGAAGCCUGUGUGCCUUUUCCUGCAUUUAGAUGGGGAAUCAAGGUCAUAUGCAUAAAGCCCUCAACCAAUUACAGUCAAUGUCCAAAACAUUGUGCAUUCUCGAAAAAACAAUACCGUGGCUUCCAUUGCCCUCAAGGGCUCAAAUUUUCACGGCGGCAUCUAAAUGAAAAAGGUGUCUGGGUGCUUGUUAGGUCACAGGUAAUGUGGAUGUGCACGUGUAUCAUUGACGAACAUGUACAUCUGUCCUGUGGCAACGGCCCCUCUCUAUUCUAGAAAUGCUUCACCGCUGUACAUUGCGUGUUUGAUUGCAUAAUGUUGCUGUACUGUGGCGAAGCUGACUUUUGUGAACGGGCAUUAUACAAAACUUUUGCCAUGCUUUCCACGCUACGAAGCCAUUGGCAAAGAUGGUGAAAUUAGAAUUAGCACCAUUGCUGACAAUGGAGGAUUCUUUUCAUAAAAAUAUUUCAAACAUACAAAAAACGGAUAAACUGGGGCUCGUGGUACACAUGUGAUGUGGUUUCUCAUCUCUGGUAUCAAAGAAGGCAGGAAAUAAAUCUGACUUGCAGACACUAGUAAAGGUAAAGCUGUGUCUAUGUUAGCAGUGAAGCACACAUUUCAAUUCCUUCUGUUUCGUUUAAUCAUGAACUAAUUUUAAGAAUAAUUGCGGUGAAAUGUUUGCCAAAUAAAUCUUGACAAGUUCUACCAUCUAAGCAAAAUUUCUGAUAGGGCAUACAUAUUUUAAGAUGUCUACAUGUGCACCGGUAAAGCUAACUGUACGUAGUUCUAAUAUCGGACCAAAGCGAAUUCUUUAACUGCAAAGCUUUCUGAGAAACCCGUAGAGGUUUGCUUUAAGCUUUGUGCUGCAGCCAGGGAGAUAACAAUUUUUCCUUUCCAUAGUUAUUAUUGAGUGUUAAAGGGUCAUGGAACACUUUUUGAACAUAGUCAGAAAAUGUUGCCUAUCUCUAGAAGAGGCUCCUGUGAACAUAUGAACCAAAUAUUAUUAUACUACAGGCAGCAGGGAACUCAGCGAAAAUCAGCAAAAAAUUGCGUGCUCUCACCUCUGCAAUGUUGUCAUGCAGCAUCAUCGCAAGCAGCUGUACCCAUCAACAGCUGUUGGCUGCUUUUGUGAUCAUGAGAGCAUUCUCGAUACUAUUAAUACUGUAAUUGCCCAUAUUGAGCUAAACCAAUAAAAUGAAUAUGUACGUCUGCGAUCAAAAGAACUGUAAAAUGAUGUAAUCUUUGAAACAGUUUAAAACAGUGCUACGUCUGCUGCACAUGGCCUCCGGGAUAGCACCGGCGUGCUCUGUAGUGUUGCCUACCAAGAACGCCUUAGGGUGCUUCGACGAGCCCUCUCAUCACCGAGACACUAACUUUUCGGGCAGGACACCAGUGGAAACGAAAGAAAAGAAAAAGCCACUCAUUGGCGUGAUAAGUACAGUGGAACCCCCGAUUAUACAACCUUGAGAGGACCAUGCAGAACCGUCGUAUAAUCCGGGCAUCGUACAAUAGAAAAACUAUCGUACAAUAGAAAAACUAAGAAUAUAGGCAGUGACUCUCAGACUUGUCCCCAAAAGAACGAGUACAGACCACCUGAAUAAGCCCGCGGCACGAACCUGCACUGCUCCAAGAAAGGUACAUUAAAUCAUUUUUCUAAAAAUGACAACCAAGCAUUUAAUUGGAGGAGGUGUGAGCGAAUCUUUAUAAUUGCCUUUAAAAUAAUAUUAGUGAUCUUUUUCUGGACGUUUGCCCAGCCGUGACGCAUCAGCUUCCUCUCGAGAGCUGCCAUAUCUGGCAGCAAGUUGCCAACAUCGUCACGUGCACAAACAAACCGUCAAAUGUUGUUGACACUGCGCACACGUCCACGUAAGCCGGAAGGUACACGUGGAAGUCGGAACAAACUGUCAAUUCAGAAACAACUUCUCUUCACUUAUCGUCGUCUUCGUCAUCUGAGAUGAAGACAGCUUUCCUUGGGCGGUAUCCUUGGGCGAUCCCUUUCGGAGAUAGUUUCACUGUCACAAAAUUUUACGUAAGUUUGAACCGAAAGCGUCCCUGGCAAGUGUUUUUGGUGCUUUGCCAAGCUCAUUAUCAGUGCCAAGAGCACUAUCGGCCGUAUACUUCAAGGGGGUUCAGUGCCAGGAUGAGCCGAGUCUCGCGAAACCGAAACUAUCUCAAGUGAUCGCACAAGAUCACGUCAUCUUCGAGCUUGUUUGCGACUAAGUUAAAAGGCUGCACAACCAUUUCAUUCAUGGAAAGUACCAGGCAUAUGCAAGGCCCACAGUGCCCUUCCCAACCAACUUGGCAUUUAAAGAGGGCCUCCCGCUGGCCUCCCGAUUCGCCAUCUGCAAAUCGUUGAUGUCAUGCUGCCAAGCUAUGGCGCAGUUUCUCUCCUUCUCAGCCAUCAAAAAUGCUCGUCUGUCGAAGCAGGCACCAUAUCGAAUGCACUAUGUCACCAUAACGACACAAAUAAGCGGAAUUGAAGCGCCAAAGACCACAGGGUAAUGCUGCACCACAGCUGCAACACAAGUACGGCGAAAAUGGUGUCGAUUCCAACAAGAAAAAAAAAAAGUUUUCAUUGGGGAACUUGUGUAUGGAUUGGAUCAAGAUGUGAAGGUACAGGUAGCCAAGGUAAUGCUAAAAACCGCAAAAUUUAGGAUAUUCGUUUUAAGAUUGCAAAGUCAGCCGUUAUUUGAAUGUAACACGAGGGUCGAGUUCAAGCAAUGAAAAUCGUGACAAAACUCGUGAUCGAGUAAACACAGUAUUGCACAGCCAUUAUAAACCAGCUGCAGUGUGCUCACGUACAAGCCUGCUUCUGCAUAGGCGUCAUACGAGGUGUGAUUGGCAUAAAAUUUCGUUUUGUAAUCGAGGUUUUUUUAAUGCAUAAUUUCAGUGGGGGUUUUGUCACGAUGAUACCAAUUUGUCGUAAAAUGCGGGUCAUGGCAUGACCAAGGGACAUGUAAUCGAGGUUCCGCUGUAUGUCUAAAACCGCUUAUACUUAAAGGAUGCAGAAAAAUAAAUAUUCCCCAACGAUUACAGUACUUCGUAAUGCGAAUUUUUAGCACAGCUGUUUCGGUGUUUUGGAUUCGCGAUAUAGUAAGGCAAAGAAUCUGAAUGGCAGGGUCCUCUUGGCGGCGGUGCGGAGCCUCUGCUCGGGCACUUCCUUUAGCACCAGCAGGAGCAGACGCAGCACUUCCGCUGGUUGCGUCGCUCAUUGUUCAGAAAGAAAGUGUGAAUACGGGAACCCAUGGCUCGUGCGGAGCACAUUCUCCAGCAGCAGCGGCACAGGUGAAGUAGAGCAUGCAGAGUGGGAUUGAAGCCCACACUAAUGCUUUGUUUCCAUGUAUGGUAUCGGUGGUCACACUUGCCGUAUGUCGUGGACCACGUCUCGUGCGGCACUUCGCUUUCCUCCUCACCCUUUUGUCAUACUUUCCUCAUCUGCUUUCCUUCACACGCUCUAUCGCCGUCUUUCAUCCUCUGCUGCGCUCCAUGUUCUUUCUAUUUUUUCACCCUUUGGUGGGCUCAUUCGUUUUGCCGGUUGCGCUGAUGCCAACGCUCAACGCAGAAUCGGGGGCUUAAGAGCUGUGCUCUUAAAUUGCGGCAGGAGGUUUGUGAGGCAAAGUAAUCUCAUUGUGAGGUCAUUCUAUGAUUAAUUUGAAAAACGUGGUUCGGGGGACCUUCACAGGGCCCCUCACCAGACCACAUAGCAAAUUUUGGCUAUAUGCUGUAAGUUGUUACGUGCCCUCUGAGGAUUGUUCUACUGCAAUAACUUUUCAAAUUAGUUAAUUAAUGGCAGAGAUAAAAAUAUUUGAGGUGCUGCAAACCCAUAAUUUCUUGAGGCUAGUGUGAAUACCAACCUAGACACUCUCUCCACUUGCUCCGUCUAGCCUUUGCAAGCGAAAUUCCUUCCCUGCGUUCUCCCAUACUGGAGUCAGAGGAUUGCAUGGUGAAUACGUCAGGGGCCCCGCCUUCAUGCUUUUCUCUCUCGCACGUUUCUGCUGAGUGCCACACUUCUGGUGAUGGUCUUAUGUGCGAGCUGUUGCGUUUGUCUCGUUUCACACUGCAGAUGAUUUUGUGCACUCUGCACGAGAACACCUUAUUAGUGGUGUAAGUCAGUGCCACAAUCACAAACAUUAAGGCAGACGUGAGAGGAUGAAAGAGCAUGAUUGCGGUGCUGGAGCACGGCAGAAAGUGGGUCUCAUUCUCUGCACGCAAGCAUGGAAACAGACAGAACACAAGCACAUCUCUCUUGCUAUGGUACGAAAGUAAUACAAAAACGUGCAGACAUUCAUUUUAUAUGUUUCAUUAUUUUUCCAAGCAUUAAUUCAUCUGUUGAUUUACAGAUUAAGCAAAUAACUGAUGUUAUAAUCCUCGAAGUCACGCGUCACUAUGAUCGACAUCACAACACGGUCAUGUAUGUAGGCACACUUGUGGGAUUGACGCAGACUCUCGGACUGGGCGUGCGGUGCCCGUGAGGAGAAGGGUAAACGGCGUUUGGUUUCAAAUGUAAGCUCAUUCCGCGGCACGCAGGGAUGUAAUACUUAGCAUACACGAUUGUUAGCAUGCAUUGUAUGCACGUUAAUGCUCAAGAUAGUGACACCUGGUGAGGGGCCCUUUAAUUCUAUCAGGUAGUAUAGGAAAAACUUGAGUGCUCAGAUACAACCAGUAUGUGGGUGCCUUGUUGUUGUGGAGCUAAGCAGUAUCUCAACGUUGUCAAGAACAGAUAGAUGCAUUUGUAGAAGAACCUGUUUGCGUCAUUUUGUCAUUUUCUAAUCGUUCCUGAAAAAGACACCUUGAAGCACUCAUUUAUCACUUUUGCUUGACUAUGUACUUCUUGUUCUUGUUCCUCUCCUGAAGCAUGAGGUAGUCUGCGUAAGGUUUCACUGUUCUAUAGGAUUCACCUUAGUGAAGAUGGAUUGGUAGGAAAAGAUGAUUUUAAAUUACGGUCCUCUGCAUCAAUACCAGGUAGCAUGUUGUUCAUAGUGAUGCUUAUUCCACACAAUCAAUUUGUAUAUAUCAAAAUGGAUUAACAAGCUCUCAAGGUGAAGAACAAACAUCCAUUGAUUCAUACUGUCACGGUAUCUAGUCCUCUUUUGUUUUCAUGGUGUGGAUUUUGUGAGGACACUGUCCAAGGACAUUGUGCUCGCAUGUGGACCUUUACUGAGCCAUACUGUACAAAGUUUCAUACGCUGUCUUAUGUACAGCCUUUAGGAAAAGAAAUGACGCCUGUAGGAGCACAAAUGCUGCUUUCUCAUUAAGGAGCGUGCAAGGCUGGAGAACUGCAAGAAGCCAGUAGUACUUUCUGACCUUUUGACGACUGCAACAGGAGGCACACAAGACAUAUUAUAUUCAGCUCCUACCAGUAACAUAGUGACUGCAUUUCUUUUGAAAGGCUGUGCGUUUAGUACUGUGCCUUGCAGCUGGUGUGAGAAGUUCAUUCUUGGCAACUCUUUUGUUCUCUACUUUCUCUGCCUACAUGUGUACCACUAGUAGAUAAGGAAUGCUGUAUUUGCACCUUCACUAUUUAGGAUUUGUAGAUGUGUGAUAGCCUUUGUUAAUGGCUGUACCAUUAGUAAUUUUCCUUCUUGAGUGUGACUUGUACCUUCAGUUUAUGUUCUGUGAGCAUGAAAAGAUGUGAUCUGUUCUAUUCAUCCCACACUUUUAUUGCCUGUUGGAUGUAGUACCCUUUCUUUGGAAUUUUUUUCCCUUAAUACUCUGAGCGAUGUCAUUGUUUCUGUCCAUGUAAGCAUUCCUUCACAGUAGUUGAAUGGUGUGCUUUCACUAAGAAUUGACACUUGUCUUUUCUUGAGGACUGUAUCAAUCACUGUGCUUGAUGAGUGCAUUGCUAGUAAUGUUUAUAUGUUUUCUUUUUGCUUGUACUAACAGUGAUAACCUCCAUUGCAAUUGUUUGUCAAUAAAUGUAAUCUUUCUCUUUCUUUUA